AUGACUGGAAAGGUGGUUUCAAGCGAGCAAGAGCAUCUUUUCUACAUCCGUGGAAGGCAACUGGUUCAAGCUGACAGGGUCAAUUCGGGAGGUGUAUUGAGGCGUUGGGUUUAUAUACGACAACAAGGCUCCAUUGGCGGAGGAGGAAGCAUUGUCACAGCUGCAAGGAGCCAAGCAAGUGAUGAAGAUUCAAGACGUUACAUAACCACAUGCGCAAAGAGCAAGAAUUCCACGUGA
This is a messenger RNA of Lichtheimia ornata, 237 nucleotides long. RefSeq lists its product as uncharacterized. The transcript has a single exon. The record is from RefSeq and is a predicted model, not a curated record. The coding region runs from base 1 to 237 and encodes 78 amino acids. Lineage: Eukaryota; Fungi; Mucoromycota; Mucoromycetes; Mucorales; Lichtheimiaceae.